AUGACUGCCCCGGCUUCGCCGCCAAGUCGCCUCGAUCCCUCCGAGCUAGGAACCAAAGAAUACUGGAAUAAGCUCUACACGCGCGAGCUGUCCAACCACGCCUCGGACCCGCACGAUAUCGGCACCGUCUGGUUCGACGACUCGGACGCCGAGGCCAAAAUGGUGCGGUUCCUCGACGGCCUCGCCGGCCUCCCCCGGAGCUCCGCCUCCAUCCUCGAUCUCGGCUGCGGAAACGGCUCCAUGCUGCUCGCCCUCCGCGCGGGCGACUGGACCGGCCGCGCCCUGGGCGCCGACUACAGCCCCCAGAGCGUCGCGCUGGCCAGGCAGGUCGCCGCGGCGGAAGCCCUCGGCGGAGGCGGCGACUGCCCGCCCCUCGAGUUUCGCGAGUGGGACAUCAUGUCCGGGCCGUACGCGGCGGUCCUGGACGGCGCGCAGGAGUCUGGGUGGGACGUGGUUCUCGACAAGGGCACCUUUGACGCCGUCUGCUUGUCAGGCGAAAAGAUCCAGGACAGGCGGCUGUGCGAGCUGUACUGCGCCAGGGUCCUCCCUCUGGUCAAGAAGGGGGGCGUGCUGCUGGUGACGAGCUGCAACUGGACCGAGGACGAGCUGACCAGGUGGUUUCAGCGCGAGGGCGGUGGCGUGCGUGACGCUGCUGAUGGUGCUGCUGCUGCUGCUGCUGCUGCUGCUGCUGCUGAUGCUGAUGCUGAUGCUGAUGCUGAUGCCGAUGCUGCCGCGGGGCCGAGGUUUGCGGUCGUUGGCAAGGUCGACUACCCGUCUUUUAGUUUUGGAGGCGUCAAGGGGCAGACUAUCAGCACGCUGUGUUUUAGAAAGGAGUAG
Messenger RNA from Ustilaginoidea virens, 837 nucleotides. RefSeq lists its product as uncharacterized. Lineage: Eukaryota; Fungi; Ascomycota; Sordariomycetes; Hypocreales; Clavicipitaceae. The transcript is spliced from 2 exons. Gene Ontology annotation, cellular component: cytoplasm. Gene Ontology annotation, biological process: peptidyl-lysine dimethylation; peptidyl-lysine monomethylation. Gene Ontology annotation, molecular function: protein-lysine N-methyltransferase activity. The coding region runs from base 1 to 837 and encodes 278 amino acids. The record is from RefSeq and is a predicted model, not a curated record.